AUGAAGGUUGCCGUUAUAGGCGGCGGACCGGGCGGUCUCGCGACGCUCAAGUUCCUGGCAACCGCCCAUGAAUUCUUUCCCAUUGACCCCAUCGAAGUUCGAUUGUUCGAGUCUACCAAAUGCAUUGGAGGCACUUUCGUCAAGAGGGUAUAUGAAGAGGCAGAGCUUGUCUCGUCCAAGUACCUGACGGCCUUCUCCGACUUUCGGCUCCCCCUCGAUGCCGCCGACUUUGUCACACCCGAGGUUUACGUCAAGUACCUGAACGACUAUGCAAAGGCCUUCAAGAUCGACGGGCUCGUCGAGUGCAACUCCACGGUCCGGCUGGUUAGGCGAGGGACCCACGGGGUCGGACACGUCCUUGACGUCCAGAGGGCAAAUGGCGAGAAGUUCUCGUGGGAGUGCGACGCUGUUGCCGUGUGCUCCGGAAACCACGAGAACCCCCACGUGCCGGCGAUCCCGGGCAUCGAACACGUCCCGUCCGUCAUGCACUCGUCCAUGUUCAAGACGCGUGCGCAGUUUGGCAAGGACACGCACGUCGUCGUCUGCGGCGCCGGCGAGACGGGCAUGGACAUUGCGCACCUCGCCGUCACGGCCCCGACGGCCUCGGUGACGUUGUGCCAUCGCGACGGCUUUUUCUGUGCGCCCAAGAUCAUCCCGACGCCGUUGCGAGCAGGCCAGAAGCUGCCGAGCCGGCCCAACAAACCGGUAGACACGUCAGUGGCGAGCCUGUUCGACACCGCGUACGCCCACCCGGUCCUCCAGAGGAGUCAGCUCCUCUGGCUCGCGUACGAUCAGUGGAUAAAGAAGAUGCAUGUACUCAUCUCCGGCACGGAGGAGGGCCCCGACCAGUGGGUGGGCCAGAUCAGCAGAGAGCGUCGCAACGUCGACUCCAUCUUUCUUUGCAAGUCAGCACGCGCCCUGCCGUACAUCUCCGAAGGCCACCGAUCGAAGUUAUGGUGGAAUACGCUGCGCGAGUCCAUCAUCAACGUUGAGCGCAAGGAUACUAAAGGACGCAGGAUUGAUGUCGCCAGCUGGCCUACCGAGAUUGAUGAGCACGGAUACAUGACCUUGUCCAUUGAGGGGACGAAUAAACCGGAGCGGCGAUUCAAGCCCGAUGUGAUCAUCCUGGCAACCGGCUACAAUACCAACUUCUGGUUCCUCGACAAGGGGUACCCCGUGGUGGAAGAAGCCAACGUGCGCUGGGUAUACAAGGAGGGCGACGUGACGGUAGGCUUCAUCGGCUUCGUUCGACCAUCGAUCGGAGCCAUGCCUCCCCUGGCCGAGCUGCAGGCCCAAUUCUGGGUCCUCCGCCUUCUCCAGAACCACUUCCCAGCACAAGUGCCACGGACGCAGAGCCCCGACUCGGUCCCGGCGUAUGAAGUCAGCUAUAAGCUUAACCCACGCGCAGGCUACGACUUCUUCAACUCGAAGAGGGGAGUCGACCACGAGGCGUACGCCUACCAGCUAGCCGUCGACAUGGGUGCCGCGCCGACUGUCUCAUACGUCAUGAACAAGGGUUGGAAGCUGUUCUUCACCUGGGCCAUGGGAUCCAACUUCAACCCCAAGUUCCGCCUCGUCGGACCGUGGAAGUGGGAAGCCGGCGCCGAGAAGAUCAUGCGCGGCGAACUGUACGACGUCGUGAAGCGCUCUGGAGGCGGUGUCUAUCUUACCACCUACACCAUCAUCCCUUUCAUUUUCUUUGGAUUCAUCAGUAUCAUAUUGUAUGCGUUCUUCGGCCUGGUGGCCUUGCUUGGUGACUUGUGUAGCCCGUACGCCGGGAAGCUGCAGCAGGGUGAAAAGAAGCGAAAGGAAUGA
Purpureocillium lilacinum is the source of this 1815-nucleotide messenger RNA. NCBI's taxonomy places the organism in Eukaryota, Fungi, Ascomycota, Sordariomycetes, Hypocreales, Ophiocordycipitaceae. The record is from RefSeq and is a predicted model, not a curated record.